This is a messenger RNA of Mycena indigotica, 741 nucleotides long. RefSeq names its product Triacylglycerol lipase. The record is from RefSeq and is a predicted model, not a curated record. The transcript has 2 exons. Bases 1 to 741 code for a protein of 246 amino acids. NCBI's taxonomy places the organism in Eukaryota, Fungi, Basidiomycota, Agaricomycetes, Agaricales, Mycenaceae. Gene Ontology annotation, biological process: lipid metabolic process.
AUGCUCACCUCAGCGAAAGACAAACUGAUCCUGACGGAGGAGCAAAAGCUCAUGUACUCAAAUGAGAAGGUCACAAAUUUCCGCCUCAUUUCUCGCCAAUUCGCAGAACUUGCUUACAAUGUCAUUCCUGUCGCCACCGCCUUUCAGAACCUCCCUGUUCUUGUUGAACCCGGUCUCCCAUUGGAAGGUUAUCGAGCCCUUCUUCCCGCACGUCUUUUGAACUCUUUCGUUGGCACGACUGCACAUCUACCUGGCUUUGUCGCCUACCGCGAAGACACUGGGCAAUUAAUAGUCGCUAUAUCCGGUACAAAUGUUGAUUCAGCACUCCAAGCGCUUUACAAUAUCCAUGCUUUGCGACAUCCACACCCUUCCAAACGAGGCAAAAUUCAUUCUGGGUUCUGGAAGUUGUACAAGGGAAUCAGGACCCCGUGUCUUGCUGGGUUGAGGGAUGCAUUGACGGAACUGAACGGGAGAAUUUCUGAGGUGGUGAUUACGGGCCACAGCAUGGGCUCCGCUAUAUCCCAACUGCUGGUAUUGGACAUCUUACAUGAUGAAAGCUUGCUUCCUCUGGGCAAUGCACCACUACAUUUCGUUGGAUUUGGUGGACCACGGGUUGGAACCGAAGGGCUUGUCAACUUUUGGUCUGAGCUGGUUGGGAAGAGGCAAAAACAGCAUGGUAACAAGUCGUUCGCUGAGUUUGCGGUCAAAAUGCAUAAUGAUGGUCAGACCAUUUACGAUUAA